This is a messenger RNA of Polypterus senegalus (gray bichir), 1952 nucleotides long. RefSeq names its product vitronectin a (gene vtna). The record is from RefSeq and is a predicted model, not a curated record. Gene Ontology annotation, biological process: cell-matrix adhesion; cell adhesion mediated by integrin; immune response. The coding region runs from base 78 to 1589 and encodes 503 amino acids. Gene Ontology annotation, molecular function: polysaccharide binding; extracellular matrix binding; scavenger receptor activity. The transcript is spliced from 8 exons. NCBI's taxonomy places the organism in Eukaryota, Metazoa, Chordata, Cladistia, Polypteriformes, Polypteridae.
UGCCACACUUUGGGGGUUGGGGGUCUGCUGUAAGAAACAUUCUGCUGUGUUCAAAACACUUUUGAGGGAUAUCCAGCAUGAAGCUAGAAAUUGCUGUUCUCCUUGUUUUUCAGUUAGGAGCACUUGCUGUGGAAGAAUCUUGUGAUGGACGCUGUAAUUUGGGAUUUGAGUUACAGAAGAAGUGCCAGUGUGACUCCAUGUGCAAGUACUACCAGAGCUGCUGUACAGAUUAUGACACGGCUUGUACGACCAAAGUUACCCGUGGAGAUGUGUUCCAUGUCUCAGAGGAUGACUAUGACUACAACGAUACAGAUGCCUCUUCUGAAAUUGCUCCAUCUUUGUCCCUGAAGCCCUUCUCUUUCAAUAAUAGUUCAAAACAGCCAGAUUUGGAAAUGACUCCCAGUUUCUCCUUUCCACAAACUACAACCACUGUCAAACCAAAAGAAUACUUUCCAGUAUUGCCUGAUACACAAGAGAUAACAUGCAAUGGAAAGCCCUUUGAUGCUUUUACUCAAAUGAAGAAUGGAUCAAUUUAUGCUUUCCGAGGGGAGUAUUUCUAUGAGCUAGAUAAAAAAGCAGUGAAACCAGGGUACCCAAAGAUGAUCAAAGAUGUGUGGGGAAUUGAAGGGCCUAUUGAUGCAGCCUUCACACGGAUCAACUGCCAAGGCAAGACCUACAUCUUUAAGGACAAGGAAUAUUGGCGUUUUGACGAUGGGGUUUUGGACCCUCGGUAUCCCAGAAAGAUUUCAUCUGGAUUCUCUGGUAUCCCAGACAAUGUGGAUGCAGCAUUUGCUUUACCAGCAAGCAACUAUUACUCGAAGGAGAAAGUCUACUUCUUUAAAGGUGACUACUACUAUGAGUAUGCUUUCAGAAAUCAGCCCUCACAAAAAGAAUGCGCAGAAAAGGAACCAUCUGCACUAUUCUCUUACUAUGCCAGUCUGCACUUCAAUGGAUGGGAUGACAUUUUUUCCUCCCUUUUUCAUGUUCACACCUCCUCUAUAAGCCCUCGUUUGAUCAGUAGGGACUGGAUUGGUAUUCCCGGACCAGUGGAUGCUGUGAUGGCCGGGCGGCUCUAUGUGACACCAAAGUCCCAAACGUCAAGCUCCAGAAGGCGUUCCAAAGGAAGACGAAGGCAAUCUUACAAAAAGAGGAAAAUGAGGAAGCAGAGAUCAUUAAUUGACAGUUUUCUUUAUGAUGAUUUCAUUGACGAGGAUCUGGAUUUUUCAUGGAUGUCCCCCUUCCAAAAUCAAAAUCAGGACAGACAAAGUCGUAACAGGAAUGACAAACGGAGCUGGAAGCAGCAGCAAAAGCAACAGCAGCAACAGCAACGGCAGCAGCAGCGCGAGCAUGACUAUGAUGGAUAUGAUUACCUGGACUUCCUUGACCUUCUCUAUUCAGAUCAAGACUGGCCAUCAAGGAUGGUGGAUGUAUGCCAGCCUAUUCAGAAUGUGUUCUUCUUCAUUAAAGAUCAAUAUUAUCGGGUUAACCUUCUGACGAAGAUGGUGGAUAUGGUAUCUCCCGCCUACCCAAGACCUAUUUCUAAAUACUGGCUUGGCUGUCGAGAAAUUGAAGAAGCUGAAAAGAAAUGAAACAAAAUAUCAAAGCCCAUAAUUGUACAAUACAUAGCCGCAGAUCCAGAGGAGCUUUGCACCUGAAUUUUUUUAAAAUCACCUUUCUACAGAAUAAAAACACACAAUUUUAAACUAAUACAAGUUAGCUUAAUAAAUGUUUAGUUCCUGAAGAUGUAUGAAUGAAAUCAUUGUAAUUCACCAUAAAGUUUUCUCAUCUGUAUGCAACAUUUUAAAAAUAAAGUAAUGAUAAAUCAUUCUUUAAAAAUGUUAUCAGCUUUCAAUUUUCUUCAGUGAAGAAAGACCUCGCUGUUCCAGUGUUCUCCACCACUAAGUGACUCGCUGUAUUAAAUGUUUAAACUACAAUAAAAAAGUCAGUUUACA